CCUUUAGAGAUUUUGUUAUUUUUACCACUUUUUAUUGAUGGCAACAGUCAUUCAUGAAAAAUUCAUCUGUAAUCUGAAAAGAAAUAGCUAUUUCAGACUUUUAUAAAUGUUCAUACAUGUGAUUUUGUGUAUACCAUUGCCCAGGACAUUUGUCUUUAUUAUAUGAAGAAUAUAUUGUAGGUCAUCGGUCUUGCGCCAUGGCUCCCUGCGUAUUGCGUAGCUGCAUUAGUGUGGCCCAGGCAAUCAGCUGGUCGAAGUCAGUAUUGUUGAAAGGGAUCAUGACUGCUUGCCGGUCACCUCCGAAUUUUCGAAGGUGUCAUUCAUAUGGUGUUCCAAAAUUGAGUCCGCAAGAGGUGUCGUCAAUACUCAGGAUCAAUGAAGCAUCUUAUGAAGUAAAUGUAUCCUCUGUUAGAGCAUUUGAUGCCAAUCAGUUAUCAUCCAAUAUACCUAUAGAAGAUCGUAUUUGUGUAGCGCGUUGUCGCUACACUACUGGAAUGCUUUUUGGAGUUUUUGAUGGACAUGGUGGUCCUGCUGUUGCAGAAAUAAUAAGCCAGAGACUUUUUGAUUAUAUUGCAUUGACAUUACUGCCAGUGUCGAUUCUCAGGGAGCUUGUGGAAUCAAACACAAAUUUCUAUGGGAAGCUAACUGAAACUUUAACAGAAACAAGUUUACCACCCAAACUUCAGCAAAUUCACAAUAAUAGCUUAAAAAAAUAUGCAGUUGAAAUGCUGCGGACUCAGGGUGAAAAUUUUGACUUUCAAAUGCAACAUGCGUUGUCACAAGCAUUUUUGAAACUGGACAAUGAUUUAUCUCAAGAAAUUCAAGAAUAUUCUCACAAGGAUGCAGAAAUGCUUGCCUAUGCUAUUAUGGGUGCAUGUGCUUGUGUUGCUCACAUAGAUGGCUCCCAUCUUCAUCUCGCUACCAGUGGGGAUUGCCGUGCUGUUCUUGGCAUACUUUCAGAUGCCAACAAAUGGAUCUGCAAACCAUUGGGCAAUGAACACAACACGGACAACGUUGAAGAAAUGCGACGAGUAUUAUCAGAGCAUCCAAAAUCUGAAAUGAAUACAGUUAUAAAGAAUGAAAGAUUGUUAGGGCAACUAGCGCCAUUAAGAGCAUUUGGUGAUUUCCCUUACAAAUGGAAAGGGGCUCUCCAGAAAAAGCUUCUUUUGCCUGCUUUUGGUUCAGGCAUUAUCCCUCCAAGCUAUUAUACUCCUCCUUACUUAACAGCACAACCAGAAGUAUUUCAUCAUCAUUUAACUGCCAGGGACAGAUUUCUUAUUUUGGCUUCAGAUGGAUUAUGGGAACAAAUGCUGCCCCAUAAAGUUGUGAAAUUUGUUGGUGAACAUAUGAGUGGAAAACAAACUUUAGAUUUAUUAAAAUUGCCUCGAAAACACAUGAGACUUGAAGAAAUAAAUGAAAUACUUAUGCAGAGGCAUAUUGGUCUAUCAAAGAAACCUAUUGAUGCAAAUGCUUCUACUCACCUCAUAAGGAAUGCAUUGGGUCGAACAGAAUAUGGUGUAGAACAUAGUCGACUGUCUGCAAUGUUAUCUUUGCCAGAUGACAUGGUUAGAAACUUUCGAGAUGAUAUUUCAGUUAUUGUUGUUUAUUUUGAUACAGAUUUCUUGCGUCACAGUCCAGCUGAAUAGCUUGAUAUUCGGGAACAAAUAAAAGUGCAUCAAACUAACUUGUGUGUAUUAAAAUGUUUACAUAGUCAAAAGUAUUUGCCUCCUAGAUGUUGUAUUUAUCUGUUGACAAAUGUAAAUAGAUAUUAUUGAUUGUUAAAUGAGUGUUUAAAUUUUAUUCUCUUCUAAGUAAUGUUAUUUAUUUUCAAGUGAUAUAUUGUUAGGGUUGUAUAAUUUUCAACGUUCAUAAAGUGAGAUUUCAUAUUGGUGAAAAAAUAUAUUAAAUUUGUAAGCAUUCUAUGUUGCAUUUUUUAAAAUCUAAUUUAUUUCUUAGUAAAUUAAAAAGUUUUAAAUUGUGAAACUUCAGAUUCUUAUUUUUAAUCUUUGCAUGAGUUAUUACCUAAUGAAAUAUCCUAAGACAAUUGUUAAGGUAAAAGUGAAACAAGGAACUAAAUCGGUAAUUUUUUCUCAUCCUAUUCUCAUAUGUCUGCAGCAUUUUGUAUUACUAAAUAAAGUAAAAAUUAUUUUUUUAAUUUUUUAGCAUUUUUCCUCAAGGAAAUUCAGGUUUUUACUGAAAGUGUUUUGUUUUAUGUAAAGUGGAACAAUUUGUAAAUUAUAACUAAUUCUCUUCCUUCUUCGUAAUGUACGUGAAUAUAAAACCAUUUCUUUCUUUGAAAUCAUAAUUAUUGGCCAGUUAUUGUAUAUGUCUUCCUAAUUAUAUUUUUCCUGUUUGCAUCAUUUCAUCUUUUGGUCACAUUCACCAUUUAAUUCAGGGAAAAAUAAUAUACCUUAUUUUGCAUGUACAAAUGCCAUGUAUUUUAAAUCUUGUUUCUUGUUGCCAAAUUUUAUCGAUAUGCUGAAAUAACACAUUGAAUUAUUAUGCUAUCUAGUUGGUCAUCUUGUAUAUAAUGGAACAUCUGGUCCUUAUUAGACAUCUUAUAUAUGCCUACCAGAUAUUGCAUAAUAGAUUAAUAUUUCUCAUGUAAUAUUCAUUUCUGUAUGUGUGCUCAUCUGACUAGUCAUUUUUCCUCUUACAGUGACUAGUCGUAAAAUAUUUUUCAUUGAAAUUAGACAAGCCAUCUUAAUUGAAUUUUAAAUUGAUCAAAAAUGUUCAUGAAUAUUCAGUUACCUUUUUUUUUUUUUUUUUUUUUUUUUUUUUUUUAUACUAAGUGUUUUUAAAAUGUUGACAAUCUGACUUUAUUGUAAGAGCAUUGUUGAUGUACUUAAUUUAUAAUUUUUUUAGUACUGAACUGUUAUCGGGACCAGAUUUAGAAAUUUAUGUUAUGUGUGUGUAUAUGUAUGUACUUUGUGUGUGUAUGCACACACAUACAUAUGUACGUACAUAUAUACAUGCAUUUCUGAAUAUGGUCCCGGUAACAGAAUACUAUUUUUUGUGAAUUUGUUCUUUUGAUGUAAUAUUCUGUUUGUUCAUAGAGAUCUGUAGAAUUAGGUUAUUUGUGUUUGUAGUCAAACUAGAGAUGCCUUAGAGCAGUGAGGUCUGAAUGUAUUAAAGUAAGGAAAUUUAUUUACGUUAUGAAUGUUAAGAUAUAAAAACUUUUUAAUGUUAAAGCAGCUUUAUUUAAAAAGGUAAUUAUUUUGAGAGGUGUAUAUGCUUCUUUUGCUGUUGUGUAGUUAAGAAGUGUAGUAAAAAAAAUCAAAUAUAUAAAAUACAGUAUUAACUGAAAAAGAAUGCAUAAAACCUAGUAAUUGUGAUAGUUAAUAGUGCUGAAAAAUAAAAAUAAAAUACUGAUAAUAGAUCCAAUGUAAUUAUUUUCUUGGUACUUGCAAAUUGUCCUGUCGACCGUUGGUGGAAAUUUCGGCAACGGUCACCAAUUGCCAGUCAUUACUGCGAAAUUCUAAAGCACACAGUCAUCCAUAAUUGGCACUAAAUUGUGCUACUUGGCUGUUCGACGGGAUAGAACCUAAGCAACAUUUCACAUAUUUUCCCAUUGACCAUUUUAAACAAAUAAAAAUUGUUACCAAAUAGUGUGAUUUAGAGCCCGUAAUGGAUAAUCAUAAUGCCACAAGACAUUGACUUUGGUUUUAUAUAACCCCAGAUCUCAAUAAGCCAGUUUAGUUAUAUAUAUAUAUAUAUUAAUGGAAAAGAAAAUGUAAAGUGAACUGGUAAUUAGACGAAAGACCUAUCUGGUCUCAAAAAGAUAUAUAUAUAUAUAUAUAUAUAUAUAUUUAUGGGUGUAAUUUAACAGCUAUUUCUUUUUCUCUUGAAUUUUUGUGCAAAUUGGGAAAACUUGGAUGCCAUCUUCUAGAGAACAGCAAACCAAGGAGUUUUUCCUUCAUUAAGCCACAGCACUGGAUAUACUUACUGAUAUGCAUACACAGAACAUUGAAAGAUUGUAAGGUUCUGCAAAGUGAUGCAAUAAAAGAUACUAUGGAGUUAAUCGGAAGACACUGCAUGUAUUUAUAUAAAUACAAUGAAUUUAUGUGGCACUGAGUUCACAAAGGUCACAAUUUUUGUUGCUAUUUUAAAUGCCUUUAGAGAUUAAUGGCUGCUGGAAUGAUUGGCAGUAGUUUUAUUGAAUUCACUUGUCAGAUAAUCUCGAAGUUUAAGCUCGCAUUUAUUCAAGUUUUUUUGUUAUAUUUAUAAUUUGUAUCUGUUAAUUAUCUGAUCAAAUAAACGAUAGUCUGUGAUUAUCUAACUACAUAGCGAUUUGUUUUUUCAAACAUCCAUCAAAAUGGAUGUUGCAGUCUAUGCCAGCUUUUACAGUAAAUGGGAAUAUGUGUAAGUACCAUUUUUGCAAUUAUCAUAAACUUUUUAAUAGGAAUUAUUUGUAAAAUAUUUUAUCAUUAUGCAGUACAUUUUCCUGGUGCUAUUCCCUUAGCAGGACAACUGUUGUUGCCAGAAUGCCAGCUAAAUGUAGCCUGAAAUGAAAUAGUAAUGGAAACCCUAACAAUGCAUAUGAAACUUAAUUUUAUGGUUCUUUGAACAAUAUAUCUCACAUCCUUCUUUUUGAAAUAAUUUAAAAGCAAACUCUUCAAAAUUUAACAGAUUCUGAUUGUAAAAUUCAUCACAGUUUCUAUCUGAAAAAACCAGAGUCAAAUCUUGCUUGAAAAGUCUGUCUGGUUCAAAACAGGAUAAGCCAACUGCUGUCUCUGGCAAGCGUACACAUUUUGGCUGCUGUUCUGUUAACAGAAAAGUACCUGUCUCAUUUCUUCUUAUGAAAACAAUUACAAUAUGUUCUUAUAUGCACUAUAUUGAUUUGAAUAUAAAAAAUGUUAAACCUUCAUUAUAAGAAUUAUACUGAUACGUGCAACAUGAUAUUUUCAAAACUAUGUUAAAAUAAUUUAUCUCGUUUAUGUUAAAUGAAAACAUCUUCACUAAGUUUUACCUCAGAGUAUUAUAUUGACAAUUUAAUAAUCUUCCAUGUAAAUUAUCUUCAACAUGUUCAAUUGUUUGUUAAACAGAGUGUUCAAUUUAAAAGUUAACCCUUUGAAGAAACCAUGUUCAAAUUUAUGUGACUCACCAUACCUCUGGGAUAGGUUGGAAAUUAUAUCCUUCUAAUUCAGUAUAUUUAUCUAUACAUUUCACCAUUCCUAAGAAUAUUAUGAAACUUUUUCUGUACUUUUUCUGUAAAAAAAAAAAAAAAAAAAAAAAAAAAAAAAAACUAGUUUAUUUCUCUCUUGGUAAAGAAUUCCUCCUUUAAAAUUGUGAUCACAACUUAAUAUUUUUGUUUUUCUUUCAAAAGUUUUUCCAGUGAAGUGGGGCAAGUAUA
Stegodyphus dumicola is the source of this 5353-nucleotide messenger RNA. It is a transcript of the gene Pdp, whose product is annotated as pyruvate dehydrogenase [acetyl-transferring]-phosphatase 1-like protein, mitochondrial. Lineage: Eukaryota; Metazoa; Arthropoda; Arachnida; Araneae; Eresidae. Gene Ontology annotation, biological process: protein dephosphorylation. The record is from RefSeq and is a predicted model, not a curated record. Gene Ontology annotation, molecular function: cation binding; [pyruvate dehydrogenase (acetyl-transferring)]-phosphatase activity. Gene Ontology annotation, cellular component: mitochondrion.